Adineta ricciae is the source of this 1026-nucleotide messenger RNA. Lineage: Eukaryota; Metazoa; Rotifera; Eurotatoria; Adinetida; Adinetidae. The record is from the annotation of a GenBank genome assembly.
AUGGGCAAGUUAUCAUCGAAAAAACGUGGACGGGUAAAUAGAUAUAAGAACAAUGUUAACAAAAACUCCGAACACGAAUACCAAGUCGAAGCAAUCGUGGACAAACGUGUUCAUGGAAAAAAAAUCGAAUAUCUUUUAAAAUGGCAAGGUUACUCAAGUACAGAUAAUACCUGGGAAGAUGUCAGUCGUUUGAACUGUCCAGAUUUAAUACGGGAAUUCGAAGAGCGAUCAAAAGUCAAGAAUAAUCAACGAAAAUCAUCUCCACGAAAACGAUCAACAUCAACCAAAGCUAAGAAUACAAAUAUGCAUGAAACUGAUGAAGAUUAUCGAAGCGAUACAGAUCAAUCGAUGGAUACAGAGAAUGAUGUUGAAUCGACUGGAAAUUACGAAGAUACUCGAAUGGCUACACGUAACAGUCCACGGAAAAAAGUCAAUACUGACAGUUCAAUGGAGGAUUCAUCAUCAUCAUCUCGCCGCCAUUCUAGUCGGAAAACUGCCGAUCAAACCAAAACUCGUAUAACAACAAUGUAUCAAAGUACAGACAACAACAAUGAUGAAGUUGAUAAUGUUAUAGAAGAAAUAGUUCCACCAAGUCCAAAGCGAAAGAAAACAUCGAAUGAAAAACCGAUAUUAGUUCUUGAGGAGACGAAGUUUCCAAAUGAAAUUGCUUCUCCUCAAAAGACACCAACGAGAGAAUGCAAUGUGAGUGAGCCGACAACAAUUAAUCUCUGUCUUCACAUCUCGCCAAGUUCAAGCUCAUCGAUUUCGGUAGCAUUGAAUGAUAAUGAUAACAAUAACAAUCCCAGUGGCAAAGUUUCUACAAAUAUUCAAACAUCGGAACAGGACAUCGAUGAAAGUGAUCGAGUGGAUAAGAUUGAAGCUGUUCGUUAUGCUCGCGAUGAAAUCGCCUUCCGCAUCAAAUUAAUCAACGAAAAUCGUUCGCAAUGGAUCUCAGCUCGAGUAGCCAAUCGAAAAUAUCCUCAAGCAAUCAUUGCCUUCUGGGAAAAUCAUGUCCAAUUCAUCUAA